GCCUAGCAGCCGCCCGGAAAGCGCGUUAUAUAGGUAUAGGUCUAAAUAUGUUCGCGGAGUGACGGGAUCUGGCAGUCACACAUUCAACAGUACACUUCAGUGGAUUUUACCUGAAUUCUCGUCAACAUGAUGCACAGAGAGAAAUACGACAUACAGCCGGAACAAAGCGGUGUUCCAGUUCCACAGACGUCCUUGUCGGAGAAGUUCGCCUCUUUUUACGGAAAUCUCCGAACGUCAUUACUUGGAAAUAACUUAGCCGGGCGCAGAGCGACAGACCAGGAGAACCCGUUUGCAGAGGAUGCGCAGUUGACGGGCUUCAAAAGGGAAAAAGAAGAGGGUCAACUGAAGCCGAAGACCAUUGACUUGGAGAAGAGCGCCAACCGAGAAGCGCACAGAACCAGCGAUUAUGAGAUCCCGAAUCUUAUCAUCAGGCGCGGGCAAGAAUUUAAAGUCAAAAUAUUUUUCGAGAGGAACUACAUCGCCCCCGAGGAUCAGAUUGUGCUCAAGUUUGUCACAGGUAGUCGCCCUCAGCAGAGUAAAGGUAGCGUGGUAGGCGUCCAGAAAGUGGACAAGGUCAAGGACAACGAGUGGGGUUUCCAGAUUCUGUCAGUGGAGGAAAAGGCGUUGGUGCUGAACGUGUCGUCUGAUGCUGACACCAUUGUGGGGCGGUAUCAGCUGUUUGUGGACACCGUGCACACAUCGAGUCAAGGAAACGUGGAGAAGUUCCGAUACAAGCACCCAGACGACAUUUACAUCCUGUUUAAUCCGUGGUGUGAUGCGGACAGCGUGUUUCUGCCGGAUGAGACUCAGCGCCAGGAGCACGUGCUCCGGGAAACUGGUCGGAUCUGGUUGGGGUCAGUCGGCAAGUACUGCGUCAGACCAUGGAACUUCGGCCAGUUUGACGACGUAUGCCUCAUCGCCGCCCUAGCCUUGAUGGAGAAAUCGGAGCUGGGCGACCAGGCCAGAAACAACCCAAUACUCAUAGUCAGGGCCAUGUGUAAAGUGAUCAACAACAACGAGCGCGACGGCGGCGUCCUGAACGGCAACUGGUCUGGGAAGUACGACGACGGCGUGGCUCCAUACGCAUGGAACGGAAGUGCCGCCAUCUUGGAAGAGUUCCUCAAGAAGAGGAAGGGCGUUAAGUAUGGACAGUGCUGGACAUUCGCCGCAGUGGAGACAACGUUAUUAAGAGCUCUUGGCAUUCCUGUUCGGUGUGUAUCGUGUUUCCGGUCUGCGCAUGACAGUGAUUUCAGCAGCACUGUCAACUUCCACUGGACACCAGAAGGCAGACCCCGGAACACCAUGAACGACGCCAUCUGGGACUUCCAUGUUUGGAACGAGGCCUGGUUCAAGCGUCCCGACCUCCCCUCGGGCCACGAUGGGUGGCAAGCGUUUGACCCAACACCUCAGGAGUGCAAUGAAGGUGUUUUUACCUGUGGACCCGCGUCAGUGAAGGCGAUCAAAGACGGAGAGGUGUAUCUAGGGUAUGACGCCAAGUUCAUCUUUGCCGAGGUGAACGGCGGUCGGCUUCACUGGACCGUUGACAGUGACGGCAACAUGAGCGCCUUCAAAGCCGACUCGAACAUCGUUGGCAGGUGCCUCAGUACUAAGGCCGCAGGAACUAUCUCAAGGGAAGAUCUCACCGAUUCCUACAAAUAUGCAGACGGAAGUGCAGAUCAGAAAGAGGCUCUAGACCGAGCUCAGCGGGUGUGUUUCCGGAAGCCCAUCACACCUCUUUCCACCAAAGAAGACAUGGAAUUCAUUUUCCUCGGUGAAUCUCUAAAGUCAGGGGAGAUAACUGCUACUCUCAAAGUGAAGAAUGAUUCCAGGGAAAGCAGGGUCAUUGACGUCUACAUCUCCGCCGUCGCUGCCUACUACACCGGCGUGUCAGCCGUUGAGCUCAAGGAGACGUCGCCCACCAUAGUUAUUGAACCAUCAGGGGAGAGCGCUGUGUGUCUCAAGUUGAACCCAACCGAGUACAUCAACAGCUGUGACGCCGACUCCCAUGUCAACGUGUACGCCUGCGGCAUCGUCAAGGAAACAGGGCAGAAGUUUGCUACCAGAGAAGUCCUCUGGGUUGACAAGCCUCUUCUAGAGGUCAAGACGGAGGGCCAUGCUCAGCUGGGUAAGCCGUUUGACGUCGUCGUCAAGAUCGUCAACACGCUGUCCCUUCCACUGACGGGCGGAGUCAUCAACAUUGAGGGGCCCGGCAUGCCAAGGAUAUCCGGCAUCAAAAUAAAGAAGAAUAUCGCCCCCGGUGAUGAGCAUAGGGAAACCAUCAAAAUGUCGUCUGCCAGAAGACUCGGCCGGAAAGAGAUAAUCGCCAACUUCUACAGCAAACAAAUGUGUGACGUCACUGGCGUAGGGGAGAUCGAGAUCGAGGCUGACGCACAUUAAACAAUCGAAUAAAACAACCUUUGGGUACCAAAUUUUAUUGCAGCCUCUGAAGGCGUCAGCCUUACACUGCCCGUGGAUGUCGUCAACAAAUAGGCAAAUACUACUUCAGAUCAUGGGACAUUAUAUUUAUACGGGCAGUGUUUGCAAGGAAUUUGGUUUCAGUGAUAGACUGAGAAAUUAUAAUCUCUCGACCUCCAAGAAAUAGUGCUUAACUUCAACUGUUUUUUCCACUGGUAUUUAUAGCGUGAACUGUUAUCAAUACAAGGGAGACAACCCGACUGUAAGCACCAUUCGGCACGUCUCGCACAGGUCAUCAUCAUCUCUGCCAGCUCUCGGGGAAUCAACGUGGCUAUCAUAUGACGAAACAGUCUGGCGUCAGUUGAACUUUAACGUAUAAGUACAUGUUAAAACUGUUCCUAUUUAUUUUUUGUUAAUCAAAGUGUUUCCUUAAUUUCUUAUAACAGGGAACAUACACCACAUCGGUAUCGGUCUCUGCUUAUGAUCAUAACAAACUUUUGAAAAACGAUCUAAUGUACAACGAUCUUUAUGUGGUGAGAUCGGGCGGUAAAAGGGUAAGGGUAAGAUGUAAUGUCUCCUCUCCACUGAUGUCCGAGUUCGAUGUAUAGGUAGAGGAAUGAGCCGAAUGAAGCACCAACACGCAUGGUCGAACGAGGUCCACGGAGUAUAUCCGCUUACAUUUCCUCAACCGGAAGUGGGGCAGUUUAGAUGUUGUUACAGGUCUCUGUAACAUAUGCCUCAUAUUACCCUGUAUUAAUGAAGUUAUAAGAGGAGUAAAUUCAUUUAAUUUUUUAUCGUUUCUCCAUAAGCAUUGAUAUAUUAUGUUUUUUAUCAUAUAUUACUUCAAACAGGCUUUACGUUCUUGAACCCGAAAACUUGUUAGUUUACUUUUGCUGAUCGGAAAUUAUAUAAUUAAUUUCACACCAAAUGUAAGGAAUAGUAUCAACAUGGACAUUCAUUCAUCCUUAUUAAACGAUAUACUAGUAUAUUUACUCUUAUAUGGAAAGGGUCUUAAAAUGUAUUCUUGUAACAUUAAACGAAGGAUAAUUCUAAAAAGUGGCAUAUGUUAUUAUAUUUCUAUUGAAAGUAAUUCCAUCCCACACAGGUAUGACUGUAGGCCGAAACUCCAGUGUUAUGUAUGUUUGCCUAAUGUCACUGACUGAUGCGUCUUUAGAAAAGUAUCUCCAUCACGAUAUAUUUGUUUCUGUUGAUUUCUGUCAAUCUGUCGUAAACAGAAUCAAUUUAUGAGAAAGGUGAACGUGAAGUACGUGUAUACGUUACAGGUGUAAUAUUGCGAAGGGUCAUAAUUAGUGACACGGUGUGUCUAUAAAUGUAAGACGUGACUAUACAGUGUAUGCAUGGCUGGCGGUUUCUUGAUAUAAUCGUCUACCCCUAACGGCUCGAGUGUAAUAUCUCUUUUGUUGAGUCGGAUUUUGUUUUCACAGGGUAGAGAAGACACUGUUUCGCCGAGCGUUUCGUGUUUCUUGUUCAUAUUUCCGAUUAUGUCAUGUUCAUUUAUACAAUGUUAUAUACAGCCAAAACUAAAUAGAUGAUAAUGCAUAAUUAUAAAUAAAUUUGUUAAAAAGGCA
This is a messenger RNA of Haliotis rufescens (red abalone), 4004 nucleotides long. RefSeq names its product hemocyte protein-glutamine gamma-glutamyltransferase-like. Gene Ontology annotation, biological process: peptide cross-linking. Lineage: Eukaryota; Metazoa; Mollusca; Gastropoda; Lepetellida; Haliotidae. Gene Ontology annotation, molecular function: protein-glutamine gamma-glutamyltransferase activity. Bases 127 to 2397 code for a protein of 756 amino acids. The record is from RefSeq and is a predicted model, not a curated record. The transcript is spliced from 15 exons.